Messenger RNA from Brassica napus (rape), 948 nucleotides. RefSeq lists its product as uncharacterized. Lineage: Eukaryota; Viridiplantae; Streptophyta; Magnoliopsida; Brassicales; Brassicaceae. The record is from RefSeq and is a predicted model, not a curated record. The transcript has a single exon. Bases 1 to 948 code for a protein of 315 amino acids.
AUGAAACCACCUCCUGGUAUGGAAGAUAUGGUCAAGACAGGAAAUGUUCUAAGGUUGAAAAAGACAAUCUAUGGAUUAAAACAAUCACCAAAAGCCUGGUAUUACAAGUUGAGUACAACUCUUAAUGGAAGAGGGUUUGUAAAGUCAGAAGCUGAUAACACUGUAUUCACUCUCACAAGCAAGCAAAGAAUUGUGGUGAUAUUGAUCUAUGUGGAUGAUAUCAUCAUCACAGGAAGCAACAAGGAAGGUAUCAUCUCUACAAAAGCUUUCCUUAAAUCUAGCUUUGAUAUUAAAGAUUUAGGUGAGCUAAAGUACAUUCUAGGGAUAGAAAUAUGCCGCUCUAAAGAGAGGCUUUUCUUAUCUCAAAGAAAGUACACACUUGAUCUUUUAAAUGAGGCAGGAAAGCUUGGAGGAAGAGUAGCUAAGACACCACUUGAAGAAGGGUACAAAGUCUUGCGUGAGGGGGAGUUUGAGGAUACUCCAUUUGGCGAUUUCAAGCUCUAUAAAAGGAUGGUUGGGAAGCUAAUCUAUCUCACCAUUACAAGACCAGACAUCUGUUUUGCUGUGAAUCAAGCUAGUCAACAUAUGCAAGCACCAAAGGUUCAUUAUUGGAAUAUGGUGGAAAGGAUCAUGAGAUAUCUAAGAGAGGCUCCUGGUCAAGGUGUUUGGAUGGGUUGCAAUAAGAGUACAAAGAUAGUGGGAUAUUGUGAUGCAGAUUGGGCUGGUGAUAGAGUAGACAGGAGGUCAACAACAGGCUAUUGUACUUUCAUCGGAGGCAACCUAGUCACAUGGAAGAGCAAGAAGCAAAAUGUUGUAUCUUGUUCAAGUGCAGAGGCAGAGUAUAGGGCAAUGAGGAAGCUAACUUGUGAACUCAUUUGGAUCAGGAACCUGCUAAGAGACUUGGGUAUAGAAACAACAACACCAAACACAAUGCAUUGUGAUAAGUGA